AUUUGUUCAUAUUGUGGGCAGACGUUCAAAGGAACUUCCGCCUUGAUGGCACAUGAGAGGUCUCACAUAGCAGAGAAAGUAUAUAAGUGCUCGCAGUGCGAGAGACCGUAUGCCUGUCGUUUUGACCUCCUACGACAUGAGAAGAACCAUGCGGGAGAGAACCCACAUCAGUGUGCUUCAAAUUGUGGCAAGUGCUUCCAUCAGAACACCCCCAUGCCCCUGUGCCAGGAAAUCUGUCCGGCAGAGAAGGGCUCUGUGUCCUUCGAGGAGGUGGCCGUGUAUUUCACGGAGGAGGAGUGGGCUCUGCUGGAUCCUGGCCAAAGAGCGCUUUACAUGGAAGUCAUGCGGGAGAAUUUUGGGACCGUGGUCUCUCUGGAAACAGAUGAUGGGGAACCACUUGUGAAUGGAGAAAGAGAAGAAGAGAUGGAGGUGGAUGAAGAAAUUGUAAAUCAAGGCAGAACCCAAAGGGAAGGGGAGCAGCACCAGCAGAAGAAAUCAUUUGCCUUUUCAGGUAGGAAUCUGCAGGACACUGGAAAGAGCUUCAGUCAGAGUCUACAUCUUACUACUCACCAGACGACUCACACCAGGAAAACAUAUAAAUGCUUGGAAUGCGGAAAGAGCUUCAGUCGGAAUCACCAUCUUAUUUCCCACCAAAGUAUUCACACUGAGGAUAAACCAUAUAAAUGCUUGCUGUGUGGAAAGAUCUUGAUGCAGAGAACAGACCUUCUUUAUCACCAAAGGAUUCACACUGGGGAGAAACCAUAUAAAUGCUUGGAGUGUGGAGAAAGCUUCAUUUAUUAUAAUCACCUAACUUUACACCAAUGUAUUCACACAGGACAGAAACCGUGUUUCUGA
Messenger RNA from Gekko japonicus, 855 nucleotides. Its product is annotated as zinc finger protein 271-like. Gene Ontology annotation, biological process: negative regulation of transcription by RNA polymerase II. Lineage: Eukaryota; Metazoa; Chordata; Lepidosauria; Squamata; Gekkonidae. The transcript is spliced from 4 exons. Bases 46 to 855 code for a protein of 269 amino acids. The record is from RefSeq and is a predicted model, not a curated record. Gene Ontology annotation, molecular function: DNA-binding transcription repressor activity, RNA polymerase II-specific.